AUGUCUGAACCGACACAGUUGCUGGACCUCCCAGUAGAUAUCAUUUAUCUGAUCUUGCCCUACCUCGACGUUACCAGCUUUGUGUCCCUCACCUCAACUUGCACUGCACUGCAUCAACCUGAUCUUGCUCAACAUGCUCCGUAUUGGAGCUCAGCUGCGCGCCAGACCUUUCGUGUGCCGAACCAACCGGUGGUUGAAAACGAUGGUCUGAGAUGGCAGAAGAUGUACCGAAGGCUAUUGACUGAGUCCCGUUGCUUCACCUGGGGCAACAACGACAGAAUGUGCCUCGGUCACGGCCAUGAGCAGCACAUGGGAUCUCCUUUCGGACGUGGUGGAAUUGGACCCGCUGGACGCCGCAGGCCUAUUCUAAGGGCUCGUCAGCACGUGUCUUGGCCAACAGAAAUGGAGAACAUGAAGCAGCUGGGCAUCAUCGCCGACAUGCAAUGCGGUGGCUGGAGCACGAAUUUUCUAACCUCCAAGGGUGGCUUGUACAGUGUUGGCGUCAUGGACGGGUUUGUUGCUAGUCAACCUGCCAAGUCAAUGCCUGAAAGACUUCGCUAUCCUGCAGGACUCCCUCAUCCAAGUGAACGUUACGAACCAGCAUCUGCCAUAAAACAAUUCUCUGCCGGGCGUGGCCACGUGCUCGCUCUAUCAGAUUCUGGCUACAUAUGGUCUUGGAGUCACAUCAACUUGCCUGCACUUCAAGUCAAAUUCUUGGAUGUUGACACGAUGGUCAGAGAGGGCGUCAGUCCAUCAGCCCGAGGUUAUGUCAAGAAAGUCGUCGCGGGCUGGGCAAAAAGCGCUGCCCUUAUAGUUGGCACUGGAAUUGUUGUCUGGCAUCCCCUGGCUCGCAGUCCCCGACAGCCAGCAGGAGAAGAAGAUGCUGUACUUGUUAUGGAGACCGCAAUCUGUCCUGGUACUGAUUUCCAAAGACAUGCCACAACAUUCGAGCCAUCUUCUGCAGGCAUCACGAUUGGAGAGGUACUCAACUUCAUCUGCCUCGAGCACUACAUUGUGUUCAAUACGCAUCUCGGCAAAGUUUACGUAGCAAGGAUCGUCUGGGACGCACAGAGCAAGGCACUGGACGGUGUCAGAGAGCUGCAGCUUGGGACGGAAGGUGAGACAAAAUUUGCCACAGACGUCCAAGGAUCUUUCCGAUCUUUCGCAAUCUUCACCAGCGAUGGCACUGUAUACACGGGCAACCAAGACGACCAUCUGCAACAUCUCUUCCAUCCUCUUCACCAGGAUACUGUGAAGCCUCUCGAUCGUAUCCAUGCUCUUCAACAGACUCAGGUCAUUUCGAUGGCUUUCGGAGAUUAUCACUUCCACGCUUUGCACGCGCCCGGUUACAUCACAUCAUAUGGCACUGAGCCCAAGAGCUGUGGUAGUCUCGGACUCGGCGGUCAUGGGGAUCCUGAAGGCCGAAUCCGCGGACUUCGCUACCAAGGCAUCGGUGGUGAUGGACGUCUGGUCCCUCAUGCCAGCCUGCACGGCCGGAGGGUCUGGUUUGAGAAGGAAAAGCAGAAAUGGAUCACGUUCCUUACAAGUGGUGGCCGAGAUCCCGAGGAGGCUAGAGAGCGCAUGCGUAUGCUUUCUGAGCUCAACGUCCAAGGCGAGGUCAGCGAAUGGGUCGAGCAAGAAGGCAAUGCUUGGGAGCAGAAGUUCGGAGAAACAGACAACGCACAAAGCAGUGAUGCUCUUGGCACAUACUUUGCGCUCAAUAUCACAGCAGCUGGCUGGCAUUCUGGUUCUCUAGUUCUCGUGAACGAGGACAAGGCAAAGAGAAUCAACGGUCGCGCAUAUGUUUGGGCUCAAGACUCGUUCCCACGUCUGAAGCUCGCAAACGGUGAAGAGAUGCCAGGAGAGAUUGAAUUCUCGGCAUGGAGAAAUGGUAGGCCGCAGUGGGAGGGCAAGAUCGAGGGUUAUUAG
This is a messenger RNA of Aureobasidium namibiae CBS 147.97, 1929 nucleotides long. Its product is annotated as RCC1/BLIP-II protein. The coding region runs from base 1 to 1929 and encodes 642 amino acids. Gene Ontology annotation, molecular function: guanyl-nucleotide exchange factor activity; protein binding. NCBI's taxonomy places the organism in Eukaryota, Fungi, Ascomycota, Dothideomycetes, Dothideales, Saccotheciaceae. The record is from RefSeq and is a predicted model, not a curated record. The transcript is spliced from 2 exons. Gene Ontology annotation, cellular component: cytoplasm.